AUGAAGCUUCUCACUGGACUCAUUUUCUGCUCCUUGGUCCUGGGAGUCAGCAGUCAAGGCUGGUUUUCAUUCCUUAGCGAGGCUUACCAUGGGGCUGGGGAUAUGUGGCGGGCUUACUCUGACAUGAAGGAGGCCAACUGGAAAAACUCAGACAAAUACUUCCAUGCUAGAGGGAAUUAUGAUGCAGCCCAAAGGGGACCAGGAGGAGCCUGGGCUGCUGAAAUCAUCAGUAAUGCAAGAGAAGGCAUUCAGAGUUUCAUAGGCCGUGGACACGAGGACUCUAUGGCUGACCAGGAAGCAAACAGAUGGGGCCGCAGUGGCAAUGACCCCGAUCACUACAGACCUAAAGGACUGCCUGACAAAUACUGA
Molecule: messenger RNA, 369 nt
Organism: Peromyscus eremicus (cactus mouse)
Lineage: Eukaryota; Metazoa; Chordata; Mammalia; Rodentia; Cricetidae
Product: serum amyloid A-5 protein-like
Exons: 3
Coding region: 1-369 (122 amino acids)
Cellular component (GO): extracellular region
Source: RefSeq, a predicted model, not a curated record